AUGUCUAACGACAAGAAACAAUCUGGUCUAGCACGUGUCUUGGGUUCGGCUUCCGCCGGUAUUCUUGAAAUCGGUGUUUUCCAUCCAGUGGACACCAUUUCCAAGCGGCUGAUGUCGAACCAUACGAAGGUGACAUCUGCUUCACAACUUAACAGCGUGAUAUUCAAAGAACACGCUGGAGAAGCUCUCAGCAAGCGGGUGUUCACUCUUUUCCCGGGUCUCGGGUAUGCGGCCGUUUACAAAAUCUUGCAAAGAGUUUACAAGUACGGUGGGCAACCGUUUGCGAACGAAUUUCUGAACAAAAAUUUCAAAGCGGAUUUCGAUAAUGCGUUUGGCGAGAAAACUGGUAAGGCUUUGCGGUCUGCGACUGCGGGGUCGAUUAUUGGUAUUGGUGAAAUUGUGCUUUUGCCCCUAGAUGUUUUGAAAAUCAAAAGACAAACCAAUCCGGAGGCUUUCCAAGGUAGAGGGUUUGUGAAAAUCUUAAAGGACGAAGGCUUUGGUCUGUACCGUGGCUGGGGCUGGACCGCUGCCAGAAACGCUCCGGGUUCGUUUGCGCUUUUCGGAGGUAACGCUUUUGCGAAGGAGUAUAUUUUGGGAUUGAAAGAUUACUCCGAGGCGACAUGGGCACAAAACUUCGUUUCGUCCAUUUUCGGUGCAAGCGCGUCUUUGGUCGUGUCUGCUCCUUUGGACGUUAUCAAGACCCGUAUUCAAAACCGUAAUUUCGACAACCCAGAGGGCGGGCUAAAAAUCAUACAAAAGACGUUAAAAAAUGAAGGAUUCACUGCUUUUUUCAAGGGCUUGACACCUAAGCUACUGACGACGGGUCCUAAACUGGUAUUUUCGUUUGCGCUCGCCCAGACGUUUAUUCCAAUUUUUGACAAAAUGGUCAAAUAA
Molecule: messenger RNA, 894 nt
Organism: Lachancea mirantina
Lineage: Eukaryota; Fungi; Ascomycota; Saccharomycetes; Saccharomycetales; Saccharomycetaceae
Source: the annotation of a GenBank genome assembly